AUGUUGGCCAACGCUUUCUUGACGGGCUUGAUCGCUGCCGGCUCAGCGUCUGCGGCCGUACACGAGGUCUGGUGAGUGCGCUGGUUCGAUUACGGCUCACGCGCGCUGCGACGACGGGCGAGAAGGUCCGCUCGAGCUCAUCUUCGUUUAUCCAUCGUGUUUCGACUCUCAGGUACAACAUCACAAGUGCCAAGGCCAAUCCUUCUGGUCUGUUUGAGCGGUCCGUCGUCGGUGUCAACGGUACCUGGUACGUAGCAUAUCGCAUAUCGCAUAUCGCAUAUCGCAUAUCGCAUAUCGCAUAUCGCAUAUCGCAUAUCGCAUAUCGCAUCUCCCAUCUGAGUCUCGAGUCCUUCGCUACCUAGCCCCCGCUCGGCGCAAUGAAGAAUGUAGAGCACUGUAUUUGAAUCCCUCGCGCUGACAGAUGGUUUUUACGUCGGGAUUCUAGGCCACCACCAGCACUUUUUGUGAACGAGAACGACACCGUCAUCGUCCAUGCGGUACGUCCUUACGCCCUCCGUGAUGCGCGCGAUCUUUCGCCCGGCACACGUCCGAGGCGAUUAUCUGAUUGGCCCCAUCUUUUUUUGGCCCCCCCCCCCCCCCCCCCGUCUCGUUUGGCCGACUUUGUGCUCUUGGUGUCUCCUCUGUAGACCAACUUGCUCGACCACCCCACUGCCCUCCAUCAUCAUGUGAGUGUAUACUUUAUGUCACUGUAGCAACCCUUCAGCGACUAAGCAGUUACAUCUCAUCUCCUUCCAGGGCAUGUACUUUUUCAACACGAGUUACUACGACGGAGCCCCCGGUGUGACCCAAUGCGGAAUUCCUCCGAAAGCCACCUUGACCUACGAGAUCCCGGUAUCUGUCGACAAGCAAUGGGGUACUUAUUGGUGGCACGCUCACGUCGAUCAGGAUUAUGGUCAGUCAAACCUCUUUACCUCCUCCGACCUCGACCUUAAUUGACCCGCUCUCCCUUAUCCGCCGAAAUGCCUCACCUGAUGCGCAGUCGAUGGUCUUCGCGCCCCUUUCAUAAUUCGACCCACAACUGAGGUUCACCAAUACGAUGACGAAUACACGAUCGUGCUCUCUGAUUGGUACAACGAGCAACACUCGGUGCUUGUGAACCAGUUCAUGAACUGGAAGAACCCGACUGGAGCUGAGCCCGUCCCUAGUAUGUUUCCCUGCCCUACCCAAAUCUGUCCUCUGCUGAAGCUAAUGCAACUUUUUUUCGAUGUCGCUAUUGAUUCGAACUUCAUACAGACUCGGCUGCUAUUUACGUCGCCGACAAGAACGGCAACUAUCUCUCGGGCUUCAACGAGAACGUGACUAUCCCGUUCGAGGCGGGCAAGACGUACCGACUGCGCUUCAUCAACGCCGGCGCGUUCGCCAUGUUCAACUUCUGGAUCGACGAGCACCAGAUGCAAGUCAUUGAAGCCGACGGUACGGACACGGAUCCUUAUCCCGUGGACUACCUCGGCAUCUCGGUGGCCCAGCGCUACUCGGUCCUCGUUACGGCCAAGAACACGACCAACUCGAACUACCUCUUGCACGCCAACUUUGAUGUGGACAUGUUCGACAGCUACGAUGCUGACGUGCUCCAGGUCAACUACACCUCGACGAUCUCGUACGGAGCGAGUGUCACCGCAGCUGGGGCCGUGAUGCCGCCCUUUGAGCGAACGCCCGAUCAGGAUCUCGUCCCCUCGAUCGUCGAGGCGUCGCUCGAUGCGAACCGCGAGAUCGAGCUCGGUGUCUUCUUCGCCACCUUCGACGAUGGUAUCAACCGAGCCGCUUUUAACAACAUCACCUUCACCCACCCGUCGGUCCCCUCGCUGUUCACGCAGCUAUCGAUGGGCGAGAACGCAUCGCUACCCGGCAUCUACGGUCCUCAAACCCACGCGAUUGUCUUGCAAAAGGGCGAGAUCAUUGACUUGCGCGUCGUCAACUGGGAUGGAAACGCCCACCCUUUCCACUUGCACGGUCACAAGGUGCAACUCAUCUCGGUCACCGCCGACAGCACCUCGAAUGACACGUCGAUCAACCCUCCCAUCCCGUCGUCUUUGCCCAACCCGAUGCGACGUGACACGAUCAACGUCCCUGGAGAAGGUGGAGCCGUGACGCUUCGUUUCGCAGUUGACAACCCGGGAGCUUGGAUGUUCCACUGCCACAUCAGUUGGCAUCUGACCGCCGGUCUCGCGGUCGUCUUUAUCGAAUCGCCCGCCGAGUCGCAGCAAGAGCUCGUAAUACCUCAAGUGAUGAAGGAUCAAUGCGCAGCGUUGGGGAUCCCUUCGGCCGGUAACGCCGUUGGCAAAUUCUCGACAACUGAUCUGGCGGGAGUGGCUCGAGGUCCUUAUCCUCAAGUUCUCGGGUGGAGGCCCAAGGGUAUUGGGGCUUUGGCCGGUUGCAUCAUCACGGUUUUGCUGGGGAUGGUGACCGUCGUUUGGUACGCACUUGGAGGGCAGCUCGACGAAGAGGAGCUGGAAGCCGAGGUCGACCGUGAGCUCGAAGCCAAGAAGGACGGUGGUCUGGUCAAGCGAGGCGCCAGAAAGCUGUUUGGUUCGUCUGCCAAGUAG
Molecule: messenger RNA, 2564 nt
Organism: Microbotryum saponariae
Lineage: Eukaryota; Fungi; Basidiomycota; Microbotryomycetes; Microbotryales; Microbotryaceae
Source: the annotation of a GenBank genome assembly